CCUGAGCGUAGUCUACGGGCUGUCAUGGCAACAAACAAGAAAGAAGUGAAAAGUAUUUGUUUCCUCGGUAACCAAGGGGUUGGCUUCGGCCAAUAGGUUACUUCUGGCCAGUUAGGAUUUGACUUCUUUGACUGGAGACUGCUGCUUGUGGAUAAGCCAAAAUGACUGCGAAGUUGCCCUUUCUUCUUUUUGUGACAUCUGUACUCUUGGCUCUUGGCACAGGGAGGGAGCUGGAAAGAACAGCAGCUUUGCAAGCCUCUGAGAGAUCCUGUGUGGACCCAGAUCGUUUUUACGAUCACACUGUGUGGACCCAGCAAGACUCGGUUAAUCAUUUAUUUUGUCCAUUGGAUAAGCAGAGCCUCCAACUUCUUCAGGCUACCUCAACCUUUAAUGUUGUUUGGAGCAAAAACUGUCAACCACUUAACCUCAGUGCUUCAGGACGCCUGCAAAGCACACUGGACAGCACAGCAUCAUAUCUGUCCUUUGAGCAUUCAGAGGCUACAGAUUCAGGCAAUUACACCUGCACACUCUACUUGAAUGAACAGAAAAACGCCUCCUUUACCAUUCGUCUGGUCAUGGCAGAUCUUUGCAAUGUGCUACCCAUUUUCCUCCGCCCUUCUAACAAUGUGACUUUGGAAUACCCUUUUGGGAGCCAAGUAACAUUGAACUGCACUGUGCAGCUGCCCUUUAGCCGAAACUGUGAUUUUGCCCUCCCCUGGAUGAAAGAUGACCAAAGGAUAGAUGGUAAUACCACUCAAUGGUUCAAUGAUAAUGCAACAGAGAUAUUUAUCUCCAGCACUUUGGAUGUUAAUAUGACUACAGAUGAGAAUUAUGGAGUUUUUGCCUGCUUGAUUAGAAACAGCACGGCAGUUUUCAGAUUGCAAAAAUCAGCAGAGACUGCUGGGCAUUUUGGUGCUGUGCUAGCUGCAUUCAUCAUCCUGACACUGUUGCUGCUAAUGGGUGUGACGUAUGUGAAGUGUCGUCUGAAUGUGCUGCUCUGGUACAGGAACCAUUACGGUGAUCUGGAGAUCAAUGAUGGCAAGCUCUAUGACGCCUAUGUGACUUAUGCUACCUCAACAGAUGACAAAAAGUUUGUGAACUUCAUACUGAAGCCACAGCUGGAGAAUCGUUAUGGCUAUAAACUCUUCCUGGAUGAUAAAGACAUCCUGCCCAACUCAGAGCCUUCUGCAGAUCUGAUCAUGAAUGUCAGUCGGUGCCGUCGCCUCAUUGUCGUUCUUUCUAAUGCUUACCUGGAACAGGAAUGGUGCAACAGUAAUUUCAGGGAAGGUUUGUGGAGACUACUGGAACUGUCCCAGAGGCCAAUCUUCAUUGCCUUUGAGAGCCAGUACCGGGAAAUAGCACAUCCAGCCAUUAAUUUGCUGAAGCAGCACAAGAGCACAGUGACUCUGCUGAUAUGGCGUGCUGGUUCCAUGAUGCCUUCAUCUGAUUUCUGGAAAGAGCUGUGCCUUGCCCUACCACGGAAAGUGCCCUGUCGAGGCCUCAGAGGAGACCCUCAAACCCAUUUCCAGGACGAUAAAGACCCCAUGUUGAUCAUCCACAGCAACUACUUGGAUUUCCGGAGAGAAACUCAACCUGAAGGAGACACUGGUGUCCGAAGUCCCAUUUUCAAGGGUCCACCACCUCUUCAAGUGACUGGCUCUGAUGAUCCAUCAUUUGGUACAUUGGACGAAGUACAGCUUGGAGAAAAUCAGAGGAAUGAGAUAGACAUUUCUGAUUUGGGAUCUCGCAACUAUGGAGCAAGGACAGACUUCUACUGCCUUGUGACAGAAGAUGACAUAUAAGAGAUUAUGGAGUCUAUGCAUCUGACCAUCCUUAGUAGCAUGAUUUCCCCUAACAAAGAUAAUCUACUUGGCUAGUUUCUUUAAACCAAUCUCCUUCCCCUAGUGCUAUGAUUGCUGAAGGGAGUGUUGGCUAAUCGUGGGAAAUAUCUAUUUUCAGACUGUUGUGCCUUACAGUAACAUUUAUAUGAUGACCAUCUUAUGUUUUUAUACAUUUUUAAAAAUCAAGGGGAACUUUCAGGGAAGAAAGGUGGUCUUGAAUGACGGUGUGGCAGGUUCUCAGAUGCUAUUGGCUUAGUGGGCUACCCAUGUUGGAAUUUAUUUUAGUAACAGAAUUGACUGGCUCCUUUAUAGCCACAAUCUGUGGAAAGACCCUGUCGUUACAGAAAUUGAUACCUAUGACUGGCUAGCAUUGAGGCCUGUCAGGGCAAAGACCCUGGUUCUUGCUUUAAAUAUGGUAGUAAGCGAUAUCUGUGGCAUGAAGGCAACAUUUUGGACAAAGCUCCCUUGAGAGGGCAAUUGAAAAUACUAGUGUUAAAGAACAUCAAUGUUUGUUGACUUGAACAUCCUGAAUUUUCUCAGUACAUAUACAUUGCCUUAAAGACAUCACGUAAGCAUGUUUGCCUGGGAAUUUGGUUGCCUUACUGUUUGGUUUCUGAGUAGGUUUGGGGUUGCAGCUUUAAUUGUUCCUUGUACCAUUUGGGGCUGAAUUCAGAGGGAGAGACUGGUGCUGAUGGCUCAAAAAAAAAAAAAGCAUAGCCCCCAGGGCAGAGGCACUGAGAAGCAGCGGUACUGGAAAUCUAGAAAUGUGGUACAAGGUCAAGUUUUACUUUAUGGCCCAAUUAGUGCAAUAGCAAAAGGGUCCUCUGCAAAAGUAAUGCUAGAAAAGAUUAGCACAGGGUCCAUCCAGGAUGCUGCCUUCAGGUAAGGCAUUACAGAUGUCCCUUGCAUGGGUGAUAGGAACGUAUCAUCAAGCCUUUCUUGAGCUGUAUUUAACCAUGGUUGUUCACUGCCUGAUCAGUUCACUGGGCAGCUGUUCUCAUUUUUUAAAUGAAUGAAUGUAAUUAAAGCUUAUCGUUUUAAGCUA
Molecule: messenger RNA, 2886 nt
Organism: Sphaerodactylus townsendi
Lineage: Eukaryota; Metazoa; Chordata; Lepidosauria; Squamata; Sphaerodactylidae
Gene: SIGIRR
Product: single Ig and TIR domain containing
Exons: 11
Coding region: 162-1802 (546 amino acids)
Biological process (GO): signal transduction
Source: RefSeq, a predicted model, not a curated record